AUGCGCUCUCAAUACGAAUUGAGAACACCCGGAUCGAACAGAUUUGCCUUGGAAGAAGCCUCUCACUGUCCGAAUUUGCAGGAGGGUGUUGGAUUUAUUAAAAUCGUGUCCGUGCACCGUCGCCGUUUGCCGUCAUCCUCACCCGCAAACAUGAAUUUACAUAAUCCCACUUUGAUGUUGGGAUUCGCAUCACUUUUGGUGUUUUGUUGGAUGGGCACUUCCGUGGCCUUUCCAUCGUUGGUUAUGCCUCGUUUGCACAGAUCUAUGGAUAAUGAAUUGGGGAUGCAAAAUAAAAAUAUGGGAUUUCCACAGACCGAUGAUGAUGUUUUGGAAUUAGAACAGUUGCGCGAAAUCCAUCCCGAGGAGCCUUUGCCUUACAGUCAUCAACAAAAUUCGGAAAAAUUAAUGGCCGAAGAACCACAACCAUUGAUAAUGGCCGAUGAGACGGUUCCCGGUUUGGAACAACAGCUGGAGUCUGCAACGCCUCAACUGCAGAGUACUCAGGGUCCACAGGUCCCGGCCGAAAGUGCAGGUGAAACACCACCUGAAUCCGGUGCUGCUGGUGUCGGCGCCCAUCGACCACCCACAUUACAGACUAACGAUGGCGGUAAAACCGAUGGAAAUGGUGAAAAACCAAAAGCCAAGUGCCGUUUGGGUAUGUACGGUGCUGCCCGACUCGUUUAUGGACAAAAUCCUGUACUUCCGAAUGUAACAACAACAUCUUCCACGCCGGUUGCCACAACCAUGAAGACUACCACGACAACGUCGACAACUACUACAACUGUGGCACCACCUCCACCACCACAACCCGAAGUACCAACACAACACGAUAGUGAUGAAAGUGAUAAUGACUCGGAUGUUUCAGCAGAGGCUGGUGAGCCUGCUGUACCACCGGCUGUAGAAAAUCAAGAUGCCGUAGAGGCAGUUGACAAUGCUGAGCAGGCACCUGCACCAGCACCAGAACAAUCCGAUAUUGUUGAAACCAUUAAUCAACCGUCCGAAAUUGAAGUGACUGAAGCUCCAGCUGAGGUGCCCACUGUGCCUGUUACAAUUGCCACAACUCAAGCUCCCACACAAGUCUAUACCUAUAGACCGUAUCGUACUACCAAGAAACCGAGAAAGGACGAAGAACCCGAACGCCAAGUGAUCGGUGAUUUAGUUCUUGAAGAUGAAUCAGCCUUACGGAAGUCAACGUCACGGCGAUCUGUUACCCAUAUGACUCCCAAGACGGCUGAAAGUUUAUUGAAGCACGGCAAUGGCCAAUAUUCUUCCUUUGAUAUGGCUCAAUAUGUUUUCUGGACUGGCGAUGAGGCUGGAGUGGCCAAAGCCGUGGAGGAGUUAAUUCAGCAGGAUAUGAUGAGCCGUGAAGAUGCUUUGAAAUUUUUACAUGAAAUACGAGUGGGUAUUGAAUAUUUACAGAAAUCCUAUGCCAAUCGUAUCUUCCCCGAGGAAAUUCAUCACAAUACUGUCAAGAAAAGCUUUAUAACUAAACCGUCCACUACGACAACUACAACUACCAGCACCACGACUACUACAACAACUACACCUAAGCCUGAUUUACAAUAUUUAAAUUUUGAACAAAAUCUUGAGGAGCCAGAAAAUCUAAAUUUAGCCAAAGCCUUGGACAACAUAGCCUUGUGGCAUAAACUUCAAGCCAUGAACCAGGGCAAUCAAGUGAGGCAAGAUACUUCGGAAGAUGAUACUGCUGAACAAAGACGUCCUAAAAUUGCCGACUGUGAUCACAAGGAAUAUAAUUUAGAGGAAAUAAUUUAUAAGUUGGCUAGGAUCAUGUUCACCGAAUCUCUAACACAUGGCGAUGAAGCGCAGCGUGAAAUUAAAAAGCUAAUGGAUUUCUUUGAACGUGAACAUGAAUUGGGUGUCAUACCGCUAGAUUUGGAACAAAAAGUUAUACAUGUUUUAUUACAAGCCUUAUCCGAUACUCUAACUGAAAAACCCGAACUCUGGCCGGCAGCACAGUAUCCCUACAAUCGUUUGUUGCGUUCAUACGCCCAUACAAAUUAUAUGAGACCCAGUUCAACAAAUGUCUAAACAGUAUUCCUAGAAAGAGAA
This is a messenger RNA of Musca vetustissima, 2070 nucleotides long. RefSeq lists its product as uncharacterized. The record is from RefSeq and is a predicted model, not a curated record. NCBI's taxonomy places the organism in Eukaryota, Metazoa, Arthropoda, Insecta, Diptera, Muscidae. The coding region runs from base 1 to 2049 and encodes 682 amino acids. The transcript has 11 exons.